Messenger RNA from Ictalurus furcatus (blue catfish), 1400 nucleotides. It is a transcript of the gene krt18b, whose product is annotated as keratin 18b. Gene Ontology annotation, cellular component: keratin filament. Lineage: Eukaryota; Metazoa; Chordata; Actinopteri; Siluriformes; Ictaluridae. The record is from RefSeq and is a predicted model, not a curated record. The transcript has 7 exons. Gene Ontology annotation, molecular function: structural molecule activity. The coding region runs from base 88 to 1287 and encodes 399 amino acids. Gene Ontology annotation, biological process: intermediate filament cytoskeleton organization.
CAUCUGCACAUCUCUCGAGUCCUUCACAGCUCCAGAGUUCGUUUCUGUUUUAUUUCACCACUCCGUUAUCUCCAUCUCUCCAUCACCAUGAGCGUCCGCUCUUCUUACUCGCACUUCACCCGCUCCGCGCCCGUGUCGUACCGCGCCACCAGCAUCUAUGGAGGAGCAGGAGGCAGUGGCAGCCGGAUCUCCUCGGCCUCGGCCUACGGCAGCCUGCGUUCUGCACCGCCCGGCUCGUCCAUCUCCUCCUCCACCGCCUUUAAGGUGAGUUCGGGCCUCGGUGCAGGAGCUGGAACCGGAGCGGGCUUCGGCUCUGGAUCCGUCAUGGGAGAUGAGAAGGGUCAGAUGCAGAACCUGAACGAUCGUCUGGCGUCGUACCUGGAGACGGUGCGCAGGCUGGAGAAAGAAAACAGCAAGCUGGAGCAGAAGAUCAGACAGGCCAUGGAGAAAGCUGGACCUGAUGCACGCGACUACAGCAAGUACAACGCCAUCCUGGACGAUCUGAGAAGAAAGAUAUUCGAUGCCACGAUGGAGAACGGCCGUUAUGUUCUGCAGAUCGACAACGCUCGUCUGGCUGCAGACGAUUUCAGAGUCAAGUACGAGAACGAGCUGUCCAUCAGGCAGUCCGUGGAGGCGGAUAUCGCAGGCUUGAGGAAAGUCAUCGACGACACUAAUGUCAAUCGCAUGAACCUCGAGAGCGAGCUGGAGGCCUUGAAAGAGGAGCUUCUGUUCCUCAAGAAGAACCAUGAUGAUGAAGUCGCAGAUCUGCGUAAUCAGAUUACGCAGUCUGGCGUUCAGGUGGACGUAGAUGCUCCGAAGGGACAAGACCUGUCUCAGGUCAUGGAGGAAAUGAGAGCUAAUUAUGAGAAACUGGCGAUGAAGAACGCUGAGGAACUCAAAAUGUGGCAUGAAAACCAGAUAGCGGAUGUCCAGGCUCAAGUGUCGCAGAACACAGAAGCGUUGCAGGGAGCUCAGAUGGAGACGAACGACCUGAGAAGACAAAUUCAGACGCUAGAGAUCGAGCUAGCAUCGCAGCAAAGCCUGAAAGCAUCACUGGAGGACACGUUGAGGAACACUGAGCUCCGCUUCAACGUUGAGAUGGAGAAAUGUAACAGCAUCAUCAUGCAGCUGGAGGCAGAACUGGGGCAGCUCAGGGCAAAGAUCACAGAGCAGGGGCAGGAGUACCAGACUCUACUCAACAUGAAGAUGAAACUCGAGGCAGAAAUCGCCACCUACAAAACCCUGCUGGAUGGAGAAGAUUUAAAACUGCAGGAUGCUCUGGAUUAACACAGAGAGGAGAAAAGCUGAAAGAGUAAAAACCUCAGUCUCUCACUUCCUAAAUCUGACUCUGAGGAUUUAAUCUUCCACAUUUUCAAUAAAAUGACCACCAUUUUCCAGCA